Drosophila obscura is the source of this 1240-nucleotide messenger RNA. It is a transcript of the gene Prosalpha4, whose product is annotated as proteasome subunit alpha type-7-1. The record is from RefSeq and is a predicted model, not a curated record. Gene Ontology annotation, cellular component: proteasome core complex; nucleus; proteasome core complex, alpha-subunit complex. The coding region runs from base 127 to 876 and encodes 249 amino acids. Gene Ontology annotation, biological process: ubiquitin-dependent protein catabolic process. NCBI's taxonomy places the organism in Eukaryota, Metazoa, Arthropoda, Insecta, Diptera, Drosophilidae. The transcript is spliced from 3 exons.
UCCGCGGUCACACCGCCUCAAAAAAGCAUCAUCAUUGCCGGAACAAAAAAACUUUCAAAGAAGCACGGAAAUAAAGUGUAUAAUAAUCGUCGAGUGCAUCAUCUGUUUGUUGGCUAAUUCCUAAAGAUGUCUUCACGUUACGAUCGUGCAGUUACCAUUUUCUCCCCUGACGGACAUUUGCUUCAGGUGGAAUAUGCCCAGGAAGCCGUCCGCAAGGGCUCGACUGCGGUUGGUGUUCGCGGCGGCAGUUGCGUUGUGCUGGGCGUGGAGAAAAAGUCUGUUGCCAAGCUGCAGGAGGACCGCACAGUUCGCAAAAUUUGCAUGCUUGACCAUCACAUUACAAUGGCCUUUGCCGGCCUUACUGCCGAUGCGCGCAUUCUGAUUAAUCGUGCACAAGUUGAGUGCCAGAGCCAUCGCCUUAAUGUUGAGGACCAAGUUACUCUGGAGUACAUCACUCGCUACAUUGCGCAGCUGAAACAAAAGUACACUCAGAGCAAUGGUCGUCGCCCCUUUGGUAUUUCCUGCCUGAUUGGCGGCUUUGAUGGCGAUGGCUCGGCGCAUUUAUUCCAAACCGAGCCUUCUGGUAUAUUCUAUGAAUACAAGGCAAACGCUACGGGUCGCUCAGCCAAGACGGUGCGUGAAUUCUUCGAGAAGAAUUAUCGUGAGGAAGAGGUGGCCGACGAGAGAGGUGCUGUCAAGCUGGCCGUUCGCGCCCUGCUCGAGGUGGCACAGUCGGGCCAGAACAACCUGGAAGUGGCCAUCAUGGAGAACAACAAGCCACUAAAGAUGCUAGACCGGGAAGUCAUCCAGGAGUAUGUGAACAUCAUCGAGAAGGAGAAGGAAGAGGAGCUAGAAAAGAAAAAACAGAAGAAGUAACACACCCAGCACUCUUUCAACAGAAUGCCUCCAAUUCGAACAUUUUCCAAAAUCAGGACCUCUGCCCCUUUAAGAUUGUCCCUCACUUUCAUUCAGUCCUUUUAUCCGAAAAAAGUGUUUGCACUACACAAAAUCAGUUCGCCCGAAACAUCAUUCACAUAUAAAACAUAUUUUAUAUAUUCAAUCGUAGGGAGGUUUCUGCAGAUUCCAUUCACUUGGAGAAUGUUCCGCACCGCAUCACAUCGGGUGGCCCGAUGGCACAUUUAAACUAAAUAAUUUUCUACAUUUUUAAAUGUUGUAAAGAGGUUCAAAGCUACAUAUUUGAGUUGUAUAAAAUACAUGGUCUACCAGACACGAGGACAGA